Molecule: messenger RNA, 240 nt
Organism: Plasmodium coatneyi
Lineage: Eukaryota; Apicomplexa; Aconoidasida; Haemosporida; Plasmodiidae
Product: SICA antigen
Exons: 1
Coding region: 1-240 (79 amino acids)
Source: RefSeq, a predicted model, not a curated record
AUGAUUAUUGAUAUUCAUUUAGAGGUAUUAGACGAAUGUCAAAGGGAAGAUCUAUAUUCGACGAAGGAAGAUUAUUUUGAAAUUUUGGUACAAGAAUUUAUGGGAUCAAAAUUUAUGGAAGAAGGAAAAAUUUCUAGAGGUGACAUUCCUAAGGAACAGGUUCCAUGUUCAGAUUUCGGGUUUAGGGAGGAAGACUUUGUUCCUAAGGAGCAGCUUCCAAGUUCAGAUUCCGGGUUUUAG